Messenger RNA from Knipowitschia caucasica, 390 nucleotides. The record is from the annotation of a GenBank genome assembly. NCBI's taxonomy places the organism in Eukaryota, Metazoa, Chordata, Actinopteri, Gobiiformes, Gobiidae.
AUGGGGGGGGGUGUGAGUAUAGGGGGGGGGGUUGUAGGGGGGUUUUGGGUGUUGGGGUGUUGGGGGGGGGGGGGAGUGGGUGGGGUGGGGGGGGGGGGUGGGGGGGGGUUGGGGGGUUGUGGUGGGGUGGGGGGGGUGGGGUGGGGGUGUGGUGGUGGUGUGGGUUGUGGUGGUUGGGGGUGGGGGGAGGGGGGGGGGGUGGGGUGUGGGGUGGGGGGUGGGGGGGUGUGGGUGGUAGUGGGUUGUGGGUUUGGUAUAUUGGGGGGGUUGGGUGUUGGUGGGGGGUGGGUGGUGGGUUUUGGGGGGGUUUGUGUGUUUGUUUGGGUGUUUUGUGUGUUGGUUGUGGGGGGGGGUGGUUGGUGGGUGGUGGUGGGUGGGGUUGGUAUGUAG